Exophiala oligosperma is the source of this 1794-nucleotide messenger RNA. RefSeq lists its product as uncharacterized. Gene Ontology annotation, molecular function: transmembrane transporter activity. NCBI's taxonomy places the organism in Eukaryota, Fungi, Ascomycota, Eurotiomycetes, Chaetothyriales, Herpotrichiellaceae. The record is from RefSeq and is a predicted model, not a curated record. Gene Ontology annotation, biological process: transmembrane transport. The transcript has a single exon. The coding region runs from base 1 to 1794 and encodes 597 amino acids.
AUGCGCGAUAAGUCCUGGCAACCUCCUCCCAACCAAACCAUGGCAAUUCAGGAACAACAACCAGUCGAGGCUGCCGAAGUAACCCUAAUCGAAGCUGAACCCCCCAGCGGAGUGAAUUAUGAAAAUGAGGUUUCAGAUAAGAAUGUCCAAGCCAGUGUCCAAGCCGGUGUCCAAGCCGGUGUCCAAGCUAUCGAAGCCACGACCAUCGCCUGGACGACAAAGGCUUUGAUAUUUGCCUAUGUCAUGCUCUGGAUCACCUACUUUGUGGAGGGAAUGCUUGGGGGCGUUGUGGCCGCCUUGAACCCCUAUGUCACUUCAGCCUUUGCGCUACACUCGCUGACACCGACUGUGAGCGUGUUGAGCAGCGUUAUUGGCGGUGUUACCAACCUUACUCUCGCCAAAAUCCUCGACGUAUUCGGCCGACCCCACGGGUAUCUCUUCUGUGUCUCUAUCGCCACAAUCGGACUCGUGAUGAUGGCGGCUUGCGACAACGUCGAAUCUUAUGCGGCUGCACAGGUAUUCUAUACCGUCGGCAACAACGGUCUCCAGUACAGUUUGUCCGUCUUUGUCGCCGACACAUCCAAUCUCCGCAAUAGGGGUCUUAUGCAAGCCAUUGUUAGUACACCAAACCUGAUCACCUGUUGGUUAGGUGGUCCAAUAUCAACGGGUUUCCUCAAUGGUCCCGGUUGGCGUUGGGCGUUUGCCAUGUUUACGAUACUCGUACCGGCGGUGGCGCUUCCGCUCUGGGGCCUCCUUUUGAAGAAUUACUUCAAGGCAAAGAAGCAGGGACUCAUGCCGAAGAGCAACAACGAACGAAACAUGUUACAGUCACUUCUCCACUACUGUCGCGAAUUUGAUGCCAUGGGUCUGCUUCUGGUAUCUGCAGGCUUUGCGCUUUUCCUGUUGUCCUUUGACCUUUAUACUUUUCAAGCAAAGGGCUGGGACUCUGCUCUUGUCAUCAGCAUGCUAGCUGCUGGAGUGUCUCUGAUUGUUGCAUUCGCGGUUUGGGAAAAGUUCUUUGCCCCGAUCACACUGCUGCCCUAUUCCCUUCUGUUGGAUAGGACCGCCUUCGGGGCAUGUGUUCUGUCCGCCAUCCUAUUCUUGAGCUACUACUGUUGGUCAAGCUUUCUCGGUUCCUUCUUGCAAGUUGUGAAUGGCCUGAGUAUCACACACGCGAGCUAUAUCCAGCAAACAUAUACAGUUGGUUCUGUCUUAUGCUCUGUGGGCGUGGGAGCUCUGAUACAUUAUACCGGACAUUUCAAGCCUGUUUGUUUGUACAUUGGAGUCCCCCUGAACAUUCUGGGCGUGGGUCUAAUGAUCAACUUUCUCGGACCCAGCGCCAACAUAGGCUUCAUUGUCAUGUGUCAGAUAUUCCUCUCAAUUGGCUCCGGUGUGGUCGUCAUAUGCGAUGAGAUUGCUAUUCUAGCGGCAGCUUCACACCAACAUACUGCUGUCUGCAUAGCCGUUUUGUCAAUGUUUGCAAGUGUUGGCGGUGCCGUUGGCUUGACGAUCGCCUCGGCUAUUUGGCAAGACAUCCUUCCCAAGAAGUUGGCCGCUUACCUGCCGGCGAAAGAGCUGGAAAAUCUACCUCUGAUAUACGCAGACCUCAAGACGCAAUUAUCGUAUCCGAUAGGUUCAGAAACUCGCACCGCAAUCCAGCACGCGUAUGCGGAUACACAAAAGAUGUUGUUGACUGCUGGGACCGCUGUAUGGGCUGCUGGUGUUAUUGGGGUAUUGUUGUGGCGAAAUAUCAAUGUGAUUGGAAUCAAGCAGACCAAGGGCCAUGUUUGGUGA